AUGAGGAUGAAUCACAAAACCCUAGUUACAAAUUUUGUCAUCUUUCUCCUCGUACAAAUCUCAAACUUAUCAUUAGAGGUAAAUUCGUUAAGUGCGUACAACAAGAAAGACUAUAGAUCAGAAUUUAAGGUACGGCCAAAUACGGUUGUACGAAUGGUCAUCACCAACGAUCUAUUUGGUGUAAAGAAUGGAAACGCGGGUUUUGUAUGCGCAAAAGGUGGUAAUAAGGUAUGGAAGAGGAGCAAACCAGGAGACCGUUAUGUCGUGGUCGAGUUUAAGUAUGAUGGUAAGAUGAGGCACACGUUCACGCAUUGCCAUCUCCGUUCUAAUUUCGGGUUUGUCAACUUCCCAGUUAGCGUUCAUCCUGACACAUCUGCUCAGUGUUACCCUAGCUACGUUUGUGGUUACUCGGUUCGGAAAGAUGGGGUUUUUUACAAGCCUGAGAAGAAGCUUUAUCGAUGGAAGUGA
Molecule: messenger RNA, 468 nt
Organism: Arabidopsis thaliana (thale cress)
Lineage: Eukaryota; Viridiplantae; Streptophyta; Magnoliopsida; Brassicales; Brassicaceae
Product: plant self-incompatibility protein S1 family protein
Exons: 1
Coding region: 1-468 (155 amino acids)
Source: RefSeq, marked reviewed